This is a messenger RNA of Eruca vesicaria subsp. sativa (arugula), 1520 nucleotides long. NCBI's taxonomy places the organism in Eukaryota, Viridiplantae, Streptophyta, Magnoliopsida, Brassicales, Brassicaceae. The record is from the annotation of a GenBank genome assembly.
CUUGGCUACUUUAUCUUCAUUAAUUGUGUGAAUUUACAUAUAUCCUCACUUUGAGUCAGUUCUUGUGGAGCAGAGCAGGGUGUUUUCCAAUGAACAGAUACAAUCAACGUAACCAGCAACCUUCAUAUAUUGCUGAUCAUUUCAACAGCUUGGAACAGGUGAUAACUUCUCUGAGAGAAGCUGGACUUGAAUCUUCAAACUUGAUUUUAGGAAUUGACUUCACCAAGAGCAAUGAGUGGACAGGAAGACACUCAUUCAAUAGAAAAAGCCUUCACGCCAUUGGUAAAAGACAGAAUCCAUAUGAGCAAGCAAUAUCCAUAAUUGGCCGUACAUUAUCUCCCUUUGAUGAAGAUGAUCUUAUACCUUGUUUCGGCUUUGGUGAUGUAACAACACGAGAUCAAUAUGUAUUCAGCUUUUACCCUGAGAACAAAAGCUGCCAUGGAUUGGAAAACGCAGUUAAAAGAUAUAGAGAGAUUGUUCCACAUUUGAAGUUGUCCGGUCCCACUUCAUUUGCACCGGUUAUUAAUGCAGCCAUCGACAUAGUGGAACAGAACAAUAUGCAAUACCAUGUUCUUGUCAUUAUAGCAGAUGGUCAGGUCACUAGGAAUCCAGAUGUGCCAUUUGGUCGGCUUAGUCCACAGGAAGAAGCUACUAUGAACUCCAUAGUGGCAGCUAGCCAUUACCCAUUGUCUAUAGUCUUGGUUGGAGUAGGAGAUGGACCGUGGGACACAAUGAAACAGUUUGAUGACAAUAUCCCUCACCGCGAAUUCGAUAACUUCCAGUUUGUGAAUUUCACAGAGAUAAUGUCAGAGCACAAAGAUGCAGCUAAAAAGGAGGCUGCUUUUGCACUAGCAGCUCUCAUGGAGAUUCCUUUUCAGUACAAAGCUACAUUAAGCCUAGAUAGAAAACAAGUGUGUGCUUCCCGUUUGCAUCACAAGCCGCUCCCACCACCACCUGAGGUCAUAGAGCGUGACAAUGCUGUUAGAGCAGUGCCAAAUCCAGUAACAGAAACGGCAGAGAGAAGUGAAAGAACGGUUUCAGUAACAACACAACCCGUAUGCCCGAUUUGCUUGACGAAACCAAAGGACAUGGCUUUUAGCUGCGGUCACACUGUAUGUGAACAUAUACAAAUAUAUUGAAAACUCAUUGCAUUGCUUGCUCCAUGAGCAAGAUCAGUUUUGUGAUAACUAUGUGGCUUUUAUUUUCAUGUGAAGACAUGCAAGGAAUGUGGUGUGGUUGUGAAGACAUGCCCAAUGUGUAGACAACCUAUAACAACGAGGAUAAGGCUAUACACUUGACUCGAUGAGGCAAAGACCAUAUGGGUUAGGCAGCUAAAGCUCCAUGUCCAUAUUUUGUGUACCAUAUUGUAUAGUUUCAAGCAGAAGAAUAAUUAAAAAACCUAAAUCAUGAGCUGAAAUAGUUUGUAACAAGGUGUUUUGCCCGCACUUGCGGGUAUAGUUCUCUUAUGAAUAUAUAUUAGCUGGUGUUUCAUUAAUUUAAAAACCAGCAUAAUAAGUUAU